This is a messenger RNA of Paramecium octaurelia, 1150 nucleotides long. NCBI's taxonomy places the organism in Eukaryota, Ciliophora, Oligohymenophorea, Peniculida, Parameciidae. The record is from the annotation of a GenBank genome assembly.
AUGUCAACAGUGAUCAUUAAUGAAGAUUGCGAUUCUGAUCUCGAGAUCUUUAAAUAAAGAAAUCAACAAAGUAUAAAGUUCAAAGAUUUUAGUUUAACAAUUAAAAGAACAGCAAUUGCACUUUAAAGAACAAUUGCUACAACAUAUACAAAAUAAAGAUUACGAAUGUAACCUAAUCUCCCCAAUACCAUAUCCAAUGGAUCAGACCAUAAACGAAAAGAAUUAAAAUGCACUCAACCUUCUAUUAUUGAACAAAUGUCAAGACUUGGCUAGUGACCGUUCAUAGCCAUCAUCAAUUAAUUGUCUCACAACUAAAACUAGCAAGACCAAUUUAAAAGGGAACUAUUUGCAUAAGCAAAGUUACUUGCCUAAAUCCCCAUAAACUAAAUUGCCGAAUUGGACAACUACCAAACAAAAUUACAAUAAGAAUCGAAGCAACCUAAAUAAUAACAAAUCCCCUUCUAAUGUUUCUACUUGUGAACAAUAAUCAGCAAGGACUCCAGAACAACAAAAACACAAUGUUGCCAUAUUAUCACCUUCCUCUUAUAACUCAUGGUUACGGAAAGAAUUUGAGAGCAAAUCAAAAUAAUAUAAUUUGUCUUCUUUCAUUCAUAAAUCAACGUAAAAAGAAAAAAAGGUUGGAACUAACCAGAUAAUGAAAACAGAAGAAAAUGUGAAAAACAAUAAACUGAAGGAAAAGAAGUUAGAAAAUAAGGUACCUGUUGACAAACCCAAAAAGGGAUUUGAUCAAUGGUAUAAUUCAUAAAAAUAAUGGUAAGAUUGAGCUUAUUAUUUUAGGCUGAAACAAACUGAGGAGAAAAUAUUCAAAUAAAAGAUGUAAAUGGAGUAGGAAUUAAGUGAGUAAGAACAGUUUAGUUAUUUUCCUGAAAUUCAUGAUGGUUCUAGGUAUAUUGUGUAGAAGAAAUAUAAUAAUGCCAGUUUAUUAGAAAGGCAGAAAUUAUAUCAAGAUGAAUCAUAAUAAAAACAAUUAUAGAAGAAAUUAAGGGAGGAGGAGGAUAAGAAAAUUAAUUAAGUUAGAAUAAGUCCGUUGUCAAGAAAAAUACUAAGGAGUGCAUCUCCUAAAUCUGAUUGUUCUUUCACAAUUUGCAACUCAUCCAACUAAAAUUAUUCAACCAUAAUAAAAAAAUGA